Molecule: messenger RNA, 219 nt
Organism: Oikopleura dioica
Lineage: Eukaryota; Metazoa; Chordata; Appendicularia; Copelata; Oikopleuridae
Source: the annotation of a GenBank genome assembly
AUGAGAAAUUUCUUUUCCCUCUUGGCCAUAGCAGCGAUGCCUCUUCUCGCAAAAGCCGAUCCACUGGAAGAGCUUUUAGACGAGUACAUGGCACAACCGGUUUAUUUCCAAAAGGUACCCUCUGAGUUCCAAGGCUUCCGGAGCAAGGUGCACGAAAAACGCGCGCAAAGUAUGCAUCCCGACCAGCUCUUCCAGAUGUACCAGAAUAUGCUCAUCUAA